UUCGCUCCGUUCGGAUCGCGGAAAGCGAACCCACCAGCGGGGUGUUCCGUGGCUUCCCAUUUAGCCAAUCGUUCCGAUCGCAAUUAUCCCGUGCUGGUGCCGUGUCCUACGAGGGUGGCUUUUAAUUACUCCGCGUGUGCGCGCGAGCGCGCUUGAUCACACACACACUUACGUUCGCGAUCGUGCCGUGCACUUUUGUGAGUGAUUCGCGCGAAAAAAAAAACCUUGACAUUGAAGGAACGCGCGGUGCAGCUGUGCCAAGUGCAUCAGCAUCUGUCUCGACCGGAUCAUCGCCACUGGCCCAGUGCAGCGUGUGAUCGUUGUGCGUGUGUCGGUUUGGAAUUUGGAAUCGUAAUUUGCUAUGGUUGCCGCCAGUGGCCACGACGGUUCUAGAUAGAUAGAGUCCGAGUUGCGUUUUCUCGGUUGCGGUUCAGUUGCAUUCUCUCUAAAGCGUCCGGAAAAUUGUUAUUCAUCGACGCAUAGCCGAGUGGAGAGCGGAGAGGAUGCUGCAACGACAGCGAAGUAGUAGCCAACGGGACCAACAUCGUCGACAGCUGGUGACGAUGCUGAGAUCGAUACUAGUUGCGGUCAUCGUGUUGGCAUCGAUCGAGCGAACGGCUGCCAACGACGAGUUCAAUGGGAUCCGGCGUGCCAAAUGUCAGCUAAGUCGGGAUCGUACACAGAUCUUCGAAGGCAUGGACAAUGUGUUGAUGAAGCGACUGCAGGCGCUACGAACGGAGAUGCGUACUCGCACAUCGACGCAAACGGCCGAACUGGAUGCGUAUCUGGUUCCGUCUUACGAUGAACAUCAAUCGACGUACCUGAUGGAGUCGGACCAGCGGGUUCGCUUCCUGACCGGCUUUACCGGUACCGAGGGUACGGCCGUUGUGCUCCUCCGUUCGGCCGCCUUCUGGGUGAACGAGCGUGACCUGGAGCAGGCCGAUCAGGAGCUAAACUGCGCCUGGCGAUUGUUCCGGCACGGUGAGCGACCCUCAAUGGCCGAGUAUUUGAUAUCGGAACUGACUCCGGAAGCACUGGUCGGUGUCGAUCCGCAGCUCUAUCCGCACACCAUGUGGAAACACCUCGAGGCCGAUCUGAGCGCGGACUUUAUUCGGUUGGUGCGUGUCCAGCGUAAUCUGGUCGAUUUGGUGUGGGGCACGAAGCGGCCCGCCCCAAAAUCGAACGCUAUUCGGGUGCAUCCGGUGCGGUUCGCGGGGGAAAGGUGGGAUAGUAAGGUGGCUCGGUUGCGCUCGAACUUGACGGCGCUGCGCUGCGAUGGUAUGAUCGUAACGUCACUCACCGAGAUUGCGUAUCUGCUGAAUGUGCGCGGUAGCGAUAUAUCGCAUGUGCCCGUCUUUAAGGCGUACCUCCUGGUGACUCAUCGGGAACUGCUGCUAUACACCAACACGAGCCGGGAGACGCUGAAUUUGAAGAACCAUCUGAAGACGCACUCGUGCCAUAAUGAGAACUGUGUGCAGGUGCGCGAGUACGGAGAUGUGUGGAGGGAUCUGCGGACUAUGGCUCAACAUUGGCAUCGGUUGCUGGUGCCAAGUGGUAUCGUCUUUGAUACUGGCGCUUCGGAGGCGAUUUAUUCAAUUAUACCGCGCAACAUUGUCUUCGAGCGAGCGUCACCGAUCAUCUUCAUGCGGGCGCAGAAGAACGAGGGCGAGAAGCAGGGUAUGCGCCGGUCGCACAUUCGCGAUGGUGUGGCCACGUGUGAGGUGCUCAGUCGGUUGGAGGAUCGGUUCAUCGCUGGCGACCACUUAACGGAACUGUGGCUAGUCCGGGAGAUCGAUCACGCUCGGAAGAUCCAGAACAAUUCGGAAGGCAUUGCGUUUCCGACCAUCGUUGCCUUUGGGAAGCACUCAGCUCUGCCCAAUUACAUCCCGACGAACCGCACCAACAUCGAGAUCACCGAGCACGGUACAUUGCUGAUCGAUUCCGGGGGUCAGUACGAGGACGGAACGACGGAUGUUUCCCGCACGUUACACCUCGGUGAUCCAUCACCCGACCAGAUCCGAGCCUACACGAACGUACUAAGCGGUAUGAUCCGGCUGUCAAUGCAAACGUUCCCCGAGAACCUGAAACCGGCAGAUCUGGAUGCGCUGGCCCGCGGUCCAAUUUGGGGUUCGAUGUAUGACUAUCCGCACGGAACGGGACAUGGUAUCGGGUACUAUUCGGCAGUUCGUGAGUCUCCCAUUAGCAUCUCGUACACGACGAAGCAUCGGUUCACCUUCAAAGAGGGAUACUUUUUCUCAAACGAACCUGGAUACUAUAAAACGGGAGAAUUCGGAGUCCGAUUGGAGAAUGUGCUGGAGGUCAUAGAUACGGGAAAGAUUCAUCCGACCGGUCACAAGUUCCUCGCCUUCCACGACGUAACGCUGGUGCCGUUUGAACCGAAGCUCAUCGAUCGUCGAUUGCUUAGCGUGCCAGAGAAAAAGUGGCUUAAUGAGUACAACGCCCGCAUCCGGCAGCAGGUUGGCGAAGAGCUGAAGCGCAAGCACAAGAUGGAUGCCUUCUACUGGAUGAUGAACAAAACACGCUACGUACCGGAGUACAUUAGCGAAUCGGACUAUAAUGGUAGAGCCGUAAGCAUGGGCAAUCCGUGUGCCAUACUGCAACUAAUAUUACCGAUCGUGGUGCUGCUUACAAAGUACGCUAUCGCACUGUUUUAAACUCGCUUGUCGCGAUCGUCUUCGAGGGUUCCAGAAGUGCCAGAUGUCCAAUGUCGCCAACUGACAAACCAACCAACCAACCAACCUACCAACCAAACACCGGCCUGUUCCAUGUUGGAAGGGACUACACUAAGCAAAACCAUUACCAUGUUAACCACGUCCUAGGGAGGUUCCCCUGUCCUUCCCCACGUUGAUGUCUGCCACGUUGUUCGCUGUGUUAGAGCUUGAAGCUGUAAUGCACAAUGCACAUUAUACAACCACAUCUCGGUCGCCUAUCGGUAUGCUAUCGAGAAUCGAAUUACUCAUCCGCACAACGGUGAAAGAAGCGCUGUUCAGUGUUAAAAUGGCAAUAAUAAUUGUUAGAUGUAUUUGAGUGAAUGGGUGACUAGAAAUACCAAGCCGCCACUCGAAAACCAGAAAUCGAAACGAUGAACAAUAUUUACAACUCAUCCAUGUUGUGUCCACCAGCUGGACUAUGUAGGAGGUAGCAGGUGUUUCGCUUUGUGAGAAAAGCGAUUCUAACGGAAGGUCGGAAGUGAAAAGGUGAUAUUUUUUAUUUAUUCUUUGUUUCAACAAUCAGGUUCCGAUGAUGCUAUACAGUAGAGAGUAGAUUAUCGACAUAAUAAUGCAAUAAACUAGUCUACAAUACUA
Anopheles darlingi is the source of this 3326-nucleotide messenger RNA. Its product is annotated as xaa-Pro aminopeptidase ApepP. The coding region runs from base 504 to 2675 and encodes 723 amino acids. The record is from RefSeq and is a predicted model, not a curated record. Lineage: Eukaryota; Metazoa; Arthropoda; Insecta; Diptera; Culicidae. The transcript has 7 exons. Gene Ontology annotation, molecular function: metalloaminopeptidase activity.